Molecule: messenger RNA, 2361 nt
Organism: Camellia sinensis
Lineage: Eukaryota; Viridiplantae; Streptophyta; Magnoliopsida; Ericales; Theaceae
Source: RefSeq, a predicted model, not a curated record
GUGUUCUAUCUUUCGCUCUCUCGCUUCUCAGUCUUUCUCUCUCCACCACUUCAUAUGAUAUGAAGCUUAUCUGUUCUUCUUCCAGCUAGAUUUUCUCCCGAUUUCAUUUUUUUUUUUGGGGUCGAGACAGAGAGCGAGAGAGAUACGGAGGGAAUACACACAUCACUUUCUCUUUCUCUUUCUCUCUCUCUCUCUCUCUCUCUCUAUAUAUAUAUAUAUGUGUGUAUACCUAUUAUCUAUCUCACUCUCUCUCCUUGUUACUGCGAUUUUCUCGGUUGAGAGGAAAAAGAAGAAAAUUGAAUCUCAGGAGAUGGCCAUGGAACAUACGAUUCUCAGCUAUGAUUCUGUCCGUCGAUUUCGCUAAUCUUGAUUCAUUAUCUGCGAAAUGCAGGGCCCGCCGAUUCCAGUCUGUUAGGGUUUUGGUUCUCUGCAAUGCAAAUCGCUAAUGUGAUCCAAUCCAACUCAACAGUAAUGGUUGAAGAUUGUGGUAGGGUUCCUCUUCAAGUUUUUCUCUUCAUUUUUGUUGCUUGAUUUGGUUUCACUUCUCCCAUUCGACUCUGUUUGUUUGGCAAAGAUUUGCUGCUUUACAUUGUGUGCUCGGCUUCUCAGAGCUUAUUUCGCCAUUUCCACAUUUGCUUAUCAUAACAAAUCAGAGAAUUUAGUAACUUAGGCGAGCGAAGCGAUGCGAUGAAAUGCUGGAAAGAUUCUCAGAGCGAAUACUCCUUCUCCUUCUCCUACUCCCUUUUGUAGGGAUUCCUCCAAUCCAAAGGAGAAAAGUGAUCUGAGCGACAACAACGGCUUAAAGCUUCGGUUACAGCUUUAGUUUUUGGAUUCAUACACACCUUUCCUUUUCCAAGUUCCCGUUGGUUUAUGGAUUUCCAAGUCUGCGUUUAGUGAUUCUGAAGCUUCCUUGGGAGGCUUCAGCUAUAAGCCCAGUUCCAGUUUCUGUUACUUUCUUACCCCCCCGCCCUGGAUCUGACUAUCUCAUUACUACAUUUUGGGGGUUGACUUUUGUGGUUGUCUGUUUGGAUCUACGGAGCUAGAUUGAUUUGCAUUCUGCUGAUUCUUAAUACUUUCAAAGCAUCCAUGGGGCUUCUUCGACCAAGUCUCGUGAUGCUUCUGGUUUUGAUAUGGUUCUUUUGGUUGCCACAACUCAGGGCUCAGUCGGCUGGGUCCACAAGGGCGGCCCUAGAUGCACUUCUACAAGACUAUGCUUAUAGGGCUUUUGUUCACCCCAGGACUGGCAUUCCCUUUGAUGGGGUUGUGCCAUCUAAUCCUGGGAUUAACAUCUCAGCAAUGAGGCUCAGGAGCGGUAGCUUAAGGAGUAGAGGUGUUGCAGCAUACAAAGAGUUUAAGAUUCCUAUGGGUGUUGUUGUGCAGCCAUAUGUGGAGAGGUUAGUUCUGGUCUACCAAAACUUGGGCAAUCGGUCUUCGAUUUAUUACGGUUUACCCAAUUACACAUAUUUAGCUCCGGUAUUGGGUCUUCUUGCUUACGAUGCAUCAAACUUAUCGGCCAAAAAUUUAUCUGAAUUGGAUAUUAGGGCAUCUCGUCUACCCAUAUCAAUCAAGUUUUCAAAUGUAACAUUGGUGCCCAAUGGGUCAGUUGCGAAGUGUGUUUGGUUUGACUUACAUGGUUUCGUGAAUUAUAGCGAUGUUUCACCAGGCAAUAUAUGUACAACCUUCCAACAGGGGCAUUUCUCUAUUGUUGUUGAGUCCACUGCAACACCAAGUGGUGGAGGAAAGAAGAACAACACUAAAGUCUGGAUAAUUGUCGGGUCGGUGCUCGGUGGUUUAGCAUUGUUGGUUUUGUUGGGAUUCCUGGCACUGUGGGUGCAGGGGUACAAGCGUCGGAAGAAAAUGCAACAGAUGGAAAAGGCUGCAGAAGUAGGGGAAGCACUACACAUGACCAUGGUUGGGAACACGAAAGCCCCAGCUGCGACGGUGACGCGAACACAACCAACCCUUGAGAGUGAAUAUGUGCCCUAGCUUGUGUCAUGUUGUGGCACAACCAACCUUUGAGAGUGAAUAUGUGCCCUAGUUUGGGUCGUGUUGUGUACAAGCCGCCUUUGCUCAUUCAUAUUCAUGUUUAUUCAUGCAUUAGAUAUUCUUCUGAUUACACCUGUUUUUGUUGGUGUCUUCUUCCUUCCUUUGCUCAUUUCUUUGAUAGGCUCUUGGUUUUAGAGUGGGUAAUAUAGAGCUAUUGUGUAAAAAAUUCGGUGACCACUCACAAAACACUUUUGAAGGGUAGUUUCAUGAUUCAUUGUGGUGUGGAUGUAGGCUGUAGCCCAGAGUGAUUUCUGUAUGUCAUGAAUUUGCUGUGUCCCAUUGACAAAGAAUAAAAAGUUUCUGGAUUGUUUUCAA